Messenger RNA from Sphaeramia orbicularis (orbiculate cardinalfish), 1560 nucleotides. RefSeq names its product chemokine-like receptor 1. The coding region runs from base 60 to 1148 and encodes 362 amino acids. Gene Ontology annotation, molecular function: complement receptor activity; G protein-coupled receptor activity. Gene Ontology annotation, cellular component: plasma membrane. The record is from RefSeq and is a predicted model, not a curated record. NCBI's taxonomy places the organism in Eukaryota, Metazoa, Chordata, Actinopteri, Kurtiformes, Apogonidae. Gene Ontology annotation, biological process: inflammatory response; phospholipase C-activating G protein-coupled receptor signaling pathway; complement receptor mediated signaling pathway. The transcript has 2 exons.
AGCAGUUUCAGUCACAGGUCCGGAGAGAAUGAAGAACCAGUCUUGCUGCACCUGAAAAAAUGAGUACCGGUAAAAACUCCUCUGCUGCAGGUCAACCUGCUGGGUCGGAUUGGGAUUCAAAUGUCCGUAUAGCGUCUGUGGUCAUCUACUGCAUCAUCUGUGUGCUCGGAACCGUGGGCAACGGUCUAGUUAUCUAUGUGACAGGCUUCAGGAUGAAACAAACAAUCAACUCUGUUUGGUUUCUCAACUUGGCACUGGCUGACUUCCUCUUUACUGCCUUCUUGGUUUUCACAAUCAUCAGUACCUCCCAGGAUCACCAGUGGAAUCUGGGACGUGUCAUGUGCAAGCUCAACACCUUUGUAAUUGUGGUCAACAUGUUUGCCAGUGUCUUUCUUCUGCUGGCCAUAAGUCUGGACCGUUGCCUGGCCACUUGGGUGGUGGUGUGGGCACAAAACAAGCGCACAGUUCGCAAAGCCCAGAUCAUAUGUGCUGUCAUCUGGGCCGUUGCUGUAGCCUGCAGCACCCCAUAUGCCACUUUUCGUGAGGUUUUGCAGAUAAACAACGUGAAUCGCUGUACUUAUUCUGUACGUCACACAAGUAAAGAAUAUUUCACUCUUGCAAUUUUUCGCUUUGUAGCUGGAUUCGUCAUCCCAUUCUUGGGAAUAUUUGUUUCUUACUUGGCCAUAUAUGUUCGUGCAAAACGCCUACAGAGUAAAAGAAACAAGAGAUCUCGCAGAAUUAUAAUUGCUGUCAUUCUUGCAUUCUUCAUCUGUUGGCUGCCCUUCCAUGUCUGUCAGCUUAUAGAAUUACUGUCUAAAAACAAUCAAGUCUUGAGUAAUGUCCGUAAAAUUGGUCCUCUAAGUGUAUGCCUGGCCUUUCUGAACAGCUGCCUGAACCCUGUUCUGUACGUUUUUAUGUGUGAGGAAUUCCAGAAGAAGCUCAAGCAGUCUAUUUGCCAUGUCCUAGAAAGCGCCCUGGCAGAGGAACACUUGUCUUUUAUGUCAUCUCGCUCAUUGUCGUCACAUUUCUCACGAAUGACACGGAGGUCUGACUCUGCGGCACCAGGGGAGACUAAGGAGGCUGUGGUUUCCUUGUGCUACACAGAAAACAAAGCGGUCAUCACCGAGGACACUCUCAGCACUGGUUAAAACAUUGACAACAAACAGUUAACUGUAAUGAAUCCACAUUUUUCCACUGAAACAUGAAAAAGUGGAGCAAAAGGAGAAAAUAAUAUUGAAAUUUGAGCAAAACGUUUGUGUGCAUGUACAUUAUUUCUCUUUUUUGGUGAAAGAACUCCAUUACUGUGGAUAUGUCACGCUAUGUUGUAUUAGUUGUAACUGUACCACUUGUAACAAUUAAUGUAAAAUAUUUUUGACUAAUUUCUUGUUUAUUCAUGUGAUAUAAUCUGCCAAUGAAGUAAUAUGUUUUCUUAAUGUUUCUUAAGCUUUAUUUUUGAGCCUCUACCUUAUUGAUCCAUUCAUUGAUCAUUAGGUAUUACUGCCUACAAAGCUGUAUUUGACAGAUGACUUUUUAUUUUAUUAAAGACACCUUUAAAAAUGA